Messenger RNA from Diospyros lotus (date-plum), 1029 nucleotides. Its product is annotated as 40S ribosomal protein S9-2-like. The transcript has 3 exons. Gene Ontology annotation, biological process: translation; positive regulation of translational fidelity. Lineage: Eukaryota; Viridiplantae; Streptophyta; Magnoliopsida; Ericales; Ebenaceae. The record is from RefSeq and is a predicted model, not a curated record. Bases 138 to 731 code for a protein of 197 amino acids. Gene Ontology annotation, cellular component: cytosolic small ribosomal subunit. Gene Ontology annotation, molecular function: structural constituent of ribosome; rRNA binding.
CAGUUACGCCUAGGGUUUUGAUCGACGAGCUAUAUAAAUCUAAUGCUCUCAUCUCAAACCCUUUGUCUCCUGCGUUCCCUUUUCUGAUUUUCAUCGCCUGCCGGAGAUCCGAUCGUCGUACUGGUGGGCGUUCAAGCAUGGUGCACGUUUCCUAUUACCGGAACUAUGGGAAAACUUUCAAGAAACCCCGUCGCCCCUAUGAGAAGGAGCGAUUAGAUGCUGAACUGAAGCUUGUGGGAGAAUACGGGCUUCGCUGCAAGAGGGAGCUUUGGAGGGUUCAAUAUGCUUUGAGCCGCAUUCGUAAUAAUGCAAGAAUGCUUCUUACCCUUGAUGAGAAGAAUCCCCGCAGGAUUUUUGAGGGCGAAGCUCUUCUGAGGAGGAUGAACAGGUAUGGUCUGCUUGAUGAGAGCCAGAAUAAGCUCGAUUAUGUCUUAGCCCUUACUGUGGAGAACUUCCUUGAGCGACGCCUGCAAACGCUUGUGUUCAAGACGGGUAUGGCUAAAUCAAUUCACCACGCCAGGGUGCUCAUCAGACAGAGGCAUAUCAGGGUUGGGAGGCAGGUGGUCAAUGUGCCGUCCUUCAUGGUGAGAGUGGAUUCACAAAAGCACAUUGAUUUCUCUCUGACAAGCCCCUUUGGAGGUGGCCGUCCUGGUAGAGUCAAGCGAAAGAACGCCAAGGCAGCUGCAAAGAAGGCUGCUGGUGGGGAUGGAGAUGAAGAAGAUGAGGAGUAAGAAGUUGCAUUCAUGAUGUAGUAGUUUGGCUGCCCGUAUUAGAAGAAGAAAGUGUUAACACUGUUACCUAGUGGUUUUUUGCAUCUAUGCCAGUUAAUUACUGUUUCAUCGUCUCUAUUUGUGUUAAUUGAAGCUUCACAGUCACAGUUUCUUCCAAAUUUUAUAGCCUUAAGACAUCUUCCAGAUGUGUCUAUGGAUAUUUGAGUUCCAAAUUUUGAGUUCGUAUCAUUGUGUAGUCUGACAAUUAUUAUUGUUCUCCAAACCAAUAUCUAUGACUAUUAGCUAGCUAUUUGCUGAA